CAUAACAUAUGUGAACAUAAAGCAAGCGUCACCUCUGUGUUCAUUCUUGUGUUCUUUUCAUUCAGAAGACUUUUCAAUAAGUCAGCAGUGCUGAUUAAAUAUUUUUUGUUGCUUCGAAAGUAAACUGAACACGAUGUCAUUGAAUUUGCAGUACGAAAAUAUGGCCAAGAGCUUUGUCCAGAAGUUCUAUGCCCUGUUAGACGACCCGGAGAACCGAAUUCGUGUGGCCCAUUUCUACAAAGCCAAAGAAUCCCUAAUGACCGUCGAGGGCCUUCAAAGUCAGAGAGCUUCAAAGAUAUUAGAGACAAUUCAGCUGAGUUUUAAAAAGAUUCAGCACGUGAUAACCGUUGUGGACGCGCAGCCCACCAUCAAUGGAGGAGAUCUAAUCUGUGUCAUGGGACGUCUCAAGAUCGAUGACGAUCCCCCGUUUGCCUUCUCGCAGGUCUUUGUACUCAAGGCCGAUGGAAACUCGUUGGUGGCAAACAAAAUUUUCCAUUUAAGUGAACUCAAGUCUCCAUGAGUAAUAUCCAUAAAAACACAUACUGAACCCCCCUACGCACAAGUCGACACCUCAAGGAAACUGAUACUCGUAGUAUACAUAAACUUAAUCGGCAAAUAUAAACGCAUUUCCACAUAAUUAAUUAA
Messenger RNA from Drosophila miranda, 645 nucleotides. RefSeq names its product probable nuclear transport factor 2. The record is from RefSeq and is a predicted model, not a curated record. Gene Ontology annotation, cellular component: nuclear pore central transport channel. Gene Ontology annotation, biological process: protein import into nucleus. The transcript has 4 exons. Bases 134 to 520 code for a protein of 128 amino acids. Lineage: Eukaryota; Metazoa; Arthropoda; Insecta; Diptera; Drosophilidae.